Messenger RNA from Sphaeroforma arctica JP610, 241 nucleotides. RefSeq lists its product as hypothetical. The record is from RefSeq and is a predicted model, not a curated record. The annotation marks the transcript as partial. The transcript has a single exon. NCBI's taxonomy places the organism in Eukaryota, Ichthyosporea, Ichthyophonida.
GUCCAGAAAACAGCCAACCAAGUACUUGUGCAUAAUCUUCUGGCGGUGAUACUUACUUACUGCACUGAGAUCUUACCUGUGAACGAAGCACGCGACACCAUCGACGUGACCAAGCAGACCGCUCUCGUGCAAUCAGAUGCCUUGGAAAGCGCGCGCAGGCGAGCCCUACACACACCCAUGUACGAGAAACGCUCGGCGCACGAUAAUGAAAUGGCCGACUUUGCCUUUGGGGCUGGUGACG